This is a messenger RNA of Drepanopeziza brunnea f. sp. 'multigermtubi' MB_m1, 1497 nucleotides long. NCBI's taxonomy places the organism in Eukaryota, Fungi, Ascomycota, Leotiomycetes, Helotiales, Drepanopezizaceae. The record is from RefSeq and is a predicted model, not a curated record.
AUGGAAUUCCAAGACGUCCAGAAAUUCGUAGUCCGCUCUAUCAAUGAGAUCACGAGCACCUUCCAAAAGGUGCCGGGCUCCGCCAUGUUGAUCCGAUACAUUCGAUCCAGCUAUCAGGACGAUCCCGUCCGCUCUGCCAUCGAAUUGAUCCUAGUGAUCUUCUUUAUCCGCUACCUCCUGUCGCCCUCGUACGUCACGCAUACUGGGAACUUUGUGAAGCUCUCCGAAGAAGAGAUUGAUGAUCUGGUCGAUGAGUGGACGCCGGAGCCUCUCGUUGCGCCGCAGACGCCAUUUGAAGAGGCCGAAAGCGAGAAGCUGCCUAUCAUUGUUGGGCCUACUGGUCCUCGAGUCAAACUCUCCAGCGGCCGAACGGUCGUCAAUCUGGCCUCCUACAACUUUUACAAUUUCGUCGGCAAUGAGCAGGUUAAGGAAAAGGCAAUUCAGACCUUGCGAACAUAUGGGGUGGGACCUUGUGGGCCUCCUCAAUUCUACGGAACGCAGGAUGUACACAUGAAGACCGAAGCAGAUAUCGCCUCCUGCUUGGGCACCGAAGGGUGCAUUGUCUACGCGCAGGCCUUCUCUACGAUCUCGAGUGUUAUCCCGGCUUUCUGCAAGAGAGGGGAUAUCAUUGUCGCCGAUCGUGCCGUCAACUAUGCUAUUCGCAAGGGUCUCCAGAUAUGCCGAAGCACGAUUCGAUAUUACGAGCACAACAAUAUGGAGGAUCUGGAACGGGUCCUGCAGAAAGUCAUCAAGGACCAGGCGAAGAAACCCUUGACGCGGCGAUUCAUCGUCACGGAAGGCCUCUCCGAGACGGUUGGAGAUUGUGUCGAUCUACCCAAGCUGAUUGAACUCAAACUUCGCUACAAGUUCCGCCUCAUGCUCGACGAAACAUGGUCUUUCGGUGUUCUGGGACGAACCGGUCGUGGUCUCACCGAGGCUCAGAAUGUCGACGCGUCCCAGGUCGACAUGCUGGUUGGUUCACUUGCCGGGCCUCUCUGUGCCGGAGGCGGAUUUUGCGCCGGCUCUACGGAUGUGGUCGAGCACCAGCGUAUCUCUGGCGCCUCGUACACCUUCUCUGCCGCCCUGCCCGCCAUGCUGGCCACGACAGCGAGCGAAACGCUCAACAUGCUUCAAACCUCCCCCGAAAUCUUGGUACAGUGCCGAGAAAAUAUCAAGGCUAUGCGUGCACAGCUGGAUCCCCGCAGUGACUGGGUCCACUGCACCAGCGCGCCUGAGAAUCCCGUCAUGCUGCUUGUCCUCAAGACGGAGGUGACCCUCGCCAACGGUGUUCUCAUCACCCGGCUCAAGAGCAUGCCGGUCGGGCCUAGCAGCGGCAAAGAUGAGGACUGGAAGCUGCAGCCCGCGCUCAAGGUCUGCAUCACCACCGGCCUGACGAAGAAGGAGAUUGAGAAGGCCGGCGUGACGAUACGACACGCUAUCACCAAGGUCCUGACCAAGAAGAGUAGUAUGAAGCUGGCGCUCCCUACCGCUCUGUGA